Messenger RNA from Suillus paluster, 837 nucleotides. RefSeq lists its product as uncharacterized. The record is from RefSeq and is a predicted model, not a curated record. Bases 1 to 837 code for a protein of 278 amino acids. The transcript has 6 exons. Lineage: Eukaryota; Fungi; Basidiomycota; Agaricomycetes; Boletales; Suillaceae.
AUGUUGCAGAACACAUCCACAAGGAAGGAGAAUAUGGUCGCACGGUACUUCACCUUAUGCUUCACAUCUGAAAACAAGUUGUCAAAAAUACAUCAGCAUGUGGCAGAGCACGCUGAUGUCACUAAGAUCCUCUCAGAUCACAGCACCCGAGCUAGCCACAUCGUCUGGACAACCUUGUUGGAUUGCAUAACCUGCCAUUACCACAACAAGGGAGUUACAGAGGAGGAGUACCUUCUUGCUUUUGCAAGAGACAAGGGACCUACAACAGCUUUCAUCAACGAGUUAUCAAGCGCUGGCUUUUUCGGUUCAAAGGGCGAGCAUGUCAUUGUGCACACCCUAGAAGCCAUGUUUUGCACAUCCACCAUUCCUCUUGAUGCUAUUCAGCCGCUCGACAUCAAGAAGUUCACUCACUCUUUCCUGGUUCCAUACGUUGCUACUUGUGCAAUUGCCCAUCGACUCAAUGUCAGUAUCACGGAGGCUCACACGAUGCUGUUGGAAAGCAGACAGGCUGGGAUUCAACUACAUCCUGCACUAGACUCGGAUGAAGAACUGGCCAUCAGUAAAUCAAUCUGCAGGUCAAACAUUCAGCGAUCCAAGUCAAACACAAUUGUCAUCCAUCGCAAUGAAGCUCAGGGUGGUCCGCCGAGGUUUCGCAGCCGGACUUGGCGCGCAGAGACCACACCACCUCCACAGCCUGGACCUUCACGACAUGCCAAUGCCCUCAAGCUCUCCGACUGUGCGAGCCAGGGGAACCCCUCAUCACUGUCUGCUCUCUCCUCGAUGCCACCAGGAGACCCGGAGAAAAGCCAAGGCAGUGGCUGUGUCUGCUGGGGAUGA